UAAAUAAAAAGAAGCACUAAAUUUAAAGCUUCCUGCCAAUGUGGAAGAUAUUAAGGCGGCAUAUGGUAUUGUUGUAUAGUGGAAACAAGCAAACACACACGUUUAAAGGAAACAUUUUAAUUUUGUAUCCAUGUUUUGUCACAUUUGUUUGAUUUUUGUUUUGUAAUGAAAUUUUUGCCCGGAAGUCUCCAAGACGAGAAAUUUGUGACUGCUGUAGAGAAUUGCUCCUUUACGGCUGUGUUCAUGCUGACAUGUGAGAUAAAAGCAGUGAGGAAAUAAUUUUAGAGGAAGACAUGAAGACACAUCUACUCCUCAGCCAUCUGGAAAGUGACAUGCGCUGCCCGCUGUGUUCUUUGUCUGGAGUAUCCUACGAUGAACUUUGCAACCAUAUUAAUUCUGCACAUCCAGAUGAGCAGCACACAGCCCAAAUUUCAUCUCAUUCCAUUUCCCUUUGUCCUUCUACAACUAGCACUAGUUUGACAGAGAUUGAAGAUCCCCAGACUACAGGCAGCAGUGGUACAGAUUUCAAAGCAAACCCCUGUGGAUCAUCAAGUGACUCAUUUCCUCUUCAACUGAGAUUUGAUGCCAUGUCGACACAAAGUAAAGGGGUUUUAACAUCUGAGGGGAUUUCAGCUAUCUCAUCAUCAUCUGUAAGUCCCAAAAGAAAGCGUGGUCUUGGGACGUCCGUUCCUGUUCUGGCAAAUACUGGAUAUUUAUCUGAGCAGAACAAUCUCAAACAGAAGCGCCUAGCUUCUCCAAAGAACGGGCUGUUCUGUUGCCCCAUGUGUGCACAAAACUUCAGCAGCAGCAGCAUCCUGCAGGAGCAUGUUGAGAUACACCUGCAGGAACACCACUCUGCUCAAGGAGAGGAGAAACUUGAGUGCCCUAUGUGUCCAGUUGUUUGCACCGAUAGCGUCUCUCUGCAGCAGCAUGUUGAAAUUCAUCUUGACAAUGGAGCAGGGAGCUCUGAUUCAGAUGCAAGACUGGCCUGGCGACUACAGCAGGAAAUGGAGAAGAAGAGGCGGGAGGAGGAGAAACGACUGGAGAAAGAACAGUUUAAGAAGUUGCAGAAGCAGUUUGGUCUGGAUGGAAGUGGCGGCUAUCGCACACAGAUGGAGAAGACCAUGGAGAGAGAUGUGGCCAGGGGCAUCAUGGCCCCCGCAGAGUAUCACUAUAAGAGGGUGGAGAUGAUGGAGUCUCUUGCCUCAGGAGUUGAUGACGGCAGAACCAGAACUCAGGGUGUCAUUGGAGCCUUGUGCCAGUACUAUCAAACCGAGUGCAGAGACUGUGUGCAUGUGUGGCUGAGCGCUGACACUGAUCACUAUUGCUCCUCUCUGGGAGACAAAGGCUGGGGCUGUGGUUACAGAAACUUCCAGAUGCUGCUCUCCUCUCUUUUCAGACUAGAUACAUAUGCUUCCUCUUUUCAAGACAAUGCAGUGCCAAGUAUCCCACGUGUGCAGAGUAUGAUUGAGGAUGCGUGGAAAUUAGGACUGGAUCCUCAAGGUGCAUCUCAUUUUAACAGUCAGCUACAGGGAACACGAGGUUGGAUUGGCGCCACAGAGAUCUACGUCCUCCUCACUUCUCUAGGAAUCAGCGGCUGCAUCAUUGACUUCCACCAGCCAACAGGCCCAGGAGGCACCCAUCCCCGGCUCUUUGAGUGGGUCAAACACUACUUCAGUCGGUCCAGCAGCACUAGCAGAUUGCCUCUAAGACUAAACCAGACCUCGCUGCCGCCACUAUACCUGCAGCAUCAAGGGCAUAGUCGCUCCAUAGUGGGUGUGGAGCAGCGGAAGAAUGGAAGCCUGUGCCUUCUGCUUUUUGAUCCUGGUUCAUCGUCGUCAGACACCAUGAAGUUAAUGCGUAGAGACACUGCAUCCGUAGCAGUCCGGCAUAUCCGAAAGCUUCCUGGCAGCCUGAAACAUAAACAGUACCAGGUUGUGGGAGUCGAUGGUCUGUUGUCCGCUGAAGAGAAACAGAUCCGCAUCUUGAACUCCAGAACUCUGUGUGCUGAAAGGAUCCCAUGAACUAAAACUUCAUAUCUCUUAAUUUUCGUUUUUAAUGUGAAUAUUCAUCAUUUCAUCAUGUACAGUAUGCUGCAGUUGUUUGCUAAUAAAGGUUCAAAAUUAGGCACCGAUAGUGGGGGAGUUCACUCGCCUAACUUCUGUGCAGGCAGCACCGGUUCCGUUCUCAAUUCACCACUCAGACAGCACAAGGCAGUCAGAUGACCGCACACAAAGCUUCUGCGUGCCAAUCAAAAUGACUCAUUUUGGGGGGAGAAAAACAGCCGGGGCGAGUGGUUACUUUACAGACUCUGAAAAACAACAGCUUUUAAUCUUCUAUCCAUCCAUUGAUUUUUCUGAGCCGCUUAUCCUCACAAGGGGCACGGGAGUGCUGGAGCCAUCAUUGAUACCCUCCAUAGGAUGGGUAAGUGUUGGAUUUAUCUUACCAAACAUUAUAAUGAAUAAACACAAAAGGAAUGAAGACGCUGGUCAUUUUACUCAUGAGGAGGGCGCAUGGGAGAUUGUUCAGGUUACAGCCUCUCAACACGCUCCAAACAAUCUCCCCCGUCGCUCCUACAUUUAUUUGAAAAUAGGAGGGUUUUACAAGACAUAAUGUUCUAAGCAUUAAGACACAACACAAAACAUAGGACCAGACGACACCUGUCCCGUCCCCGACCACAUCCGAUCACGUCCUUGGUCAAGGCGCCCUUCCAUCGGAUGUUGCUGAGUCAUCUUCUUGAAGGCGAGACAUAUUUCUAUCUAAAUAUUGUCCAUAAUACUAAUGCAAGCUACAAUGCAAAAUACUAAUGCAAGCUAAGCAAAUAAAUGAGAACUUCUAAAAUAUAUCUAACAGUAAGCCACAAAAGUUCAUAGCUAAGGAGGCCGGCUGUUCACAGAGAGCUGUGCCCAAGCAUAUCAAUGGAAAGUCUAGUGGAAGGACAAAAAGUGGCAGGAGAAGAUGCACCAGCAAAAGAAAUGACCGUGGGCUUAAGCGGAUUAUCAAACAGAAGAUUCAAGAAUCUAGCAGAGAUCCAGAAAGUGUGGAAUGAGGCACGAGUCACGGCUUCAAAAACCACCACAUUCAGCCGCCUCCGGGAGAUGGGCUACAACUGUCGGGUUCCUCGGGUCAAGCCACUUCUGAGCCUGAGUCGACGUAGGAAGCGUCUCAACUGGGCCAAGGAGAAGAAGGACUGGACUGUUGGCCAGUGGGCCAAGGUCCUCUUUUCCGAUAAAAGUGUGCCAUUCAUUCGGGAAUCAAGAUCCAAGACGGGUGAAGAACAAGCCAACCUGCUUGAGGUCCAGUGUGAAAUAUCCACAGUCAGUCAUGAUUUGGGGUGCAAUGUCCAGUGCAGGUGUUGGUAAACUCUUACUUUCUGAAAUCCAAGGUCAGCGCAACAGUCUACCAGAAUAUUUAGAGGACUUCAUGAUUCAUUCUGCUGAGGAUCUGUAUGGAGAUGCAGAUUUCAUCUUCCAGCAGGACCUGGCCCCUGCUCAUACCGCCAGAAACACCAAAACCUGGUUUGAUGCCCAUGCCAUCACAGAGCUUGACUGGCCAGCUAACACGCCAGAUCUAAACCCCAUUGAGAAUCAUUGGGGCAUUAUCAAGAGGGAAAUGAGCGGCACCAGAUCCACAAACAAAGAAGAAGUGACAGUAAGCAUCAAGGAAAUAAUUCCAUAACUUCCAGGCAAUGCCACAGGCUGAUUGCCUCAAUGCCACGGCGCAUCGAGGCAGUGAUUAAAGCUAAAUGACUCCACACCAAAUAUUGAAGAUUAACAUAUCAUUUUGAAAGUACAAAAUUAUGUAAAAAAAAUAAAAUAAUAAUAAACAAAUACUUGAAAUUGUUUAGAUUGUGGGCCCUGAAUCUAUAAUCUAUGA
This is a messenger RNA of Phycodurus eques (leafy seadragon), 3876 nucleotides long. RefSeq names its product zinc finger containing ubiquitin peptidase 1 (gene zup1). The transcript has 11 exons. Lineage: Eukaryota; Metazoa; Chordata; Actinopteri; Syngnathiformes; Syngnathidae. The record is from RefSeq and is a predicted model, not a curated record. The coding region runs from base 294 to 2024 and encodes 576 amino acids.